AAAUUGUAAAUGAGUCCACUUAGUUUUUUUUUUAUAUUUGUUCUUCAUGAAUAAAGGUAAUGGUCCUCAUAGCUUCCAGCGCAAUGUUUAAUUGACGAGGACAUGUUUAUGGACAAAAAAAGCGUAUGCAUAUUAUUCAUACUUACUUUGUUGUCAUAUACCUAAAGUCUGUAUGAUGUUGAAAAUGGAAUUGAAGAAUCUCUUGCCAAUCUUGUGGUUUGUCCUUGUAAGCUUUGAUGUUGUGUAUGCACCAGAAUGUGGCACAACUGGGGUUUUCGAACCACGUGGUAGGUUUGACAUAAACCGUAGGCUUCUCCUAUCUUCUCUUGCUUCUAAUGUUUCAGCUCGAGGUGGCUACUUCAAUUCUUCGCUUGGCCAAGCCCCUGAUCGAGUGUAUGCUCUAGGGAUGUGCAUUCAAGGUGCUGAACAAGAGGUCUGCUACAACUGUAUCGACUUGGCGUCGAGUCUGUUACUAAGCAGCUGUCCCAACCAGGUCGAAGGCCUCGCCUGGACUGAAAAACGGAUUGUGUGUGUGGUACGAUACUUCAAUACUUCUUUCUUCGGAUUACGCAAGAUAGAACCGCAUUUUCCUACCUCCAAUCCGGAAGAUAUCACAUCCAGCUUACCAGAGUUUAAUCGAGUGUGGGAAGGGUUAACAAGUGGUAUGAUAGCCAAUACUACUUCGCCAUCAUCUAAAAGCAAGUACUACGCAGCUGAAAAAGCAGCCGUGACAGCUAGCCAGACUAUAUAUGCAUUAAUGCAAUGUACUCCGGACUUAUCUUUGGAUGAUUGCCGUAUGUGUUUAAAGCAGAGUGUUAGUGACUUUCAAUCAUGCUGCAAUGGAAAGAAAGGUGGCACUAUGUACCGGGCCAGCUGUUUAUUCCGGUGGGAUCUGUUUCCCUUCGCUGAGGCUUUUAGUCGCUUUACGUUGGCACCUCCGGCAGUGACCAAUACAACCACAAAGAAAGAUAGGAUAACAAUCUCAACUGCAAUCUUCAAGGGAAUUGUUAGUUCCACUGUUAUUAUUAUCAUAUUGUUACUUCUUGGGCUUGGAUUAUUUUUUUAUAGUAGGAGAAAGACAUAUCAAGGAUCCAGUACUACUGAUAUCACCAUUACACGCUCACUGCAAUACGAUUUUAAAGCGAUUGAAGCUGCAACAAAUAAAUUCUCGGAGAACAACGUAAUUGGCCGUGGUGGAUUUGGAGAAGUUUUCAAGGGUGUACUUAACGGGACUGAAGUUGCUAUUAAGAGGCUGUCAAAAGCAUCAAAACAAGGUGCAGUAGAGUUCAAGAACGAGGUUGUUCUUGUUGCAAAACUCCAUCAUAGGAAUCUUGUUAGGCUUCUCGGGUUUUGUCUAGAAGGAGAAGAAAAGAUACUUGUUUAUGAGUUUGUCCCUAACAAGAGCCUCGAUUACUUCCUCUUUGACCCUGUAAAGCAAGGGGAGUUAGACUGGACAAAACGGUAUAACAUUAUCCAAGGAAUCACUCGAGGAAUCCUAUAUCUUCAUCAAGACUCACGACUAACAAUCAUACACCGUGACCUCAAAGCCAGCAACAUUCUCCUAGAUGUCAAUAUGAACCCGAAAAUUGCUGAUUUUGGAAUGGCGAGAAUUUUUGGGAUUGACCAAAGUGGAGCUAAUACAAACAGAAUUGCUGGAACACGUGGUUACAUGCCUCCAGAAUAUGUGAUGCAAGGCCAAUUCUCAGCAAAAUCUGAUGUCUAUAGUUAUGGAGUCUUAGUUCUUGAAAUUAUAUGUGGUAAAAAUAACAGAUUUGUCCACCAAUCAGACACAACAGCUGAGAAUUUGGUGACAUACGCUUGGAGGUUGUGGAGAAACGAUUCACCAUUAGAACUCGUGGAUCCAACCAUUUUUGAGAAUUGUGAAACAGAAGAAGUGUUAAGAUGCAUCCACAUUGCGUUGCUAUGUGUUCAACGCAAUCCCACAGAUCGCCCCAGCUUGUCAACAAUCAACAUGAUGCUCACUAACAGUUCCCAUAUUUUACCUGAUCCUCAACAACCUGGUUUCUUCUAUCCAAAUAAAAGCAACCAAGAACAAGAUGGCAUCGAGUCUAGCCUUUCUACGAACAAGUCCAGUUCCCAAACUAUCAAUGAUGUAACCAUCACAGAUCUUGCACCUCGUUGACUUUGAGACUAUAUUAAGAUACUAGAAGUCAUCCCGUGCUACGCACGGGUUAAGCUUACAUUAUUUUUGAAUUUUAGUAAUUUGGAUAUUAGUAGUUCUUUUAUUUGUUUACUCAGUAAUUAUU
Molecule: messenger RNA, 2267 nt
Organism: Camelina sativa (false flax)
Lineage: Eukaryota; Viridiplantae; Streptophyta; Magnoliopsida; Brassicales; Brassicaceae
Product: cysteine-rich receptor-like protein kinase 14
Biological process (GO): defense response to bacterium; protein phosphorylation
Cellular component (GO): plasma membrane
Molecular function (GO): protein serine/threonine kinase activity; ATP binding
Source: RefSeq, a predicted model, not a curated record